This is a messenger RNA of Halichondria panicea, 2143 nucleotides long. RefSeq lists its product as uncharacterized. The transcript has a single exon. Lineage: Eukaryota; Metazoa; Porifera; Demospongiae; Suberitida; Halichondriidae. The coding region runs from base 1204 to 1827 and encodes 207 amino acids. The record is from RefSeq and is a predicted model, not a curated record.
UAUUAAUACGGAAAAAAUCUAGUGUAAACAAAUACGCAAUAAUUUUACAAAGGCUUACGUAGAAAGAAUUCCCCAGAUUCUGGGAACUCAGUUUGUGCAUGCAUGCAUGUGCACUAUUACGUAGCCUCGAUUCCAGGCCGCGAAGAGAAAAGCGGCUUGCAUGCGCAUGCGCGAAAUAAUUGACAGCAAUUUCAUGACACAAAAGAAUGUUCAUGACCGCAAUGGCAAUUUUCAGAGACACAAAUUAAAGUAGAAUAAUUAUGCUGCAGCAUGCAGUGUUGCUUCUUCUAGCUCUGUUUAUCAGUUCAAGGAGGCCUUCCAGACAGCUAGAGCUGCCAACUAGGAAGAGUGGUGGACUUUUUAAUACAUUGAUCAGUAGAACUUCCUGAGUGUUGAGUCUAAGCUUUGUAUUAAAAGCUUUCAGGAGUGAUCAUUAGCUUCUUUAUCUUCAGCAAUGACUUCUUGUUGAACAUAAAGAGAUUUGGCAGCAGAAGACCAUAUUACCACAGCCUCAUCAGGGGACCCACAGGAACACAUCAUACCUUUCCUAUAACAUCUGUAACCAUACAGUGAGACUUAUCUCAAAUAAAGGGAGUAAGCCAAAGCAGGACUUGUCAUCUUUGCACAAUUAAUACUUCUAUGUAAUGAUGUAACACGGACUACAACUUCAGAAUACGAACGCGACCAAGAAAGCCAAGAAAAACAAGAGAGAGAGACCUGUGCUGUGAGAGACUUAGACUAGACUGAGACUGUGCUGACUCAGUGAAUUGAACUUGAGAGAGAGACCUGUGCUGUGAGAGACUUAGACUGAGACUGAAUUGAACUUGAGAGAGAGACCUAUACUGUGAGAGACUUAGCCUGAGACUGUGCUGACUGAAUUGAACUUGAGAGAGAGAUUUGAGAUUUGUACCCUGUGAGAGAGCAGAAGGAUCUUUGUUUUUUUGUUUGUCCUUGUGUUGCCCCACAUCAGCAUACGUCCAUCCGAAUUGCCGUUUCUUUAUUUUUUAUUUUUGGUGUAGAUCCAGUGAAGUGCCGUGAAGGAUUAUUGUUUGGUUUCGUUUUGGUUUCCUUUUAAUUUUGAUUUUGGUUCCUUUUGUUUAUUUUAUUUAUUUAUUUAUUAUUUAUUAUUUUUUUGAGUUGACUCUGACUCCGAAGUGUGAGAAAGAUCGAGAAAGAUUGAAUUCUGCCUGGAAAAGCCAAAUCAUGGUGCAGUGCUGUAGAUGCAACAGAACCGGCAUGUGCAAAGGUUGCUCCUGUGUGAAAGCAGGCAAUAAAUGCUCCAACUGUCUGCCAAGUAAGCUGGGGAACUGCCAAAACAGCUCUCCCAAAUCUGCUUCCAGCGUGGAUGUUCCAGUCGUACUCCACCUAACCGACUCAGCGAAUUUGACCACUCAAUCAAUACCACUGUCACCACAAACAUUACUGGAUCUGGAAGAGGGAGACCACAUAUCUAGUUCAGGCACAAGCUACAGCAACUCUCCCACCCCGCCAACUACGAGCAAUGAACAGAGAUCAUACCCUAUGCUACCAAACUUCUUACCGAUAAGCACCCCCAAUUUUACAUGGGGUAUCCACAGUGCCACAGAUUUCACUCAAAUAAUUGAAGCAACGUACUCAGAAGUUGUACACUGGAGACCAAACUAUUUUACUAUACCACUAGGCAAAGUUGGGAAAGAAUUUGUGCGAGAGCUCUCUAGGCUAUUCUUAGCCUUUGCCACAGAAUCUUCGAUGGAGUCAAUCGCCCUUCGGGCUGCCACCGUACUGCCUAUCCUGCUUCUUCAAAAACCAAGUCAAAGGAACACAUCACAUGCCUGGAUAGAAGGCUGAGAGUUUGGAAGAAUGGUGACUUAAAUGAAUUAGUAUUGGAAGGUAGGGCCUUACAGAAUCGCCUACCAAAGACCUAUCCCCCCACAGCCAAACAGAACCUCUCACGUUCCUUUGCCAAGCUGAUGUUUGCCGGAAAAAUAAAGGCCGCAUUGGAUCUGCUAUCGAACAAUGGGGAGAAAGGUGGCACUCUUCAUCUGACCGAUCCAUCAGACCCAAACAUCCAAGACUCCCCCACAGUCAGAGAAGCACUGAACAGCAAGCACCCUCUGGGCCAACCGGCCAGAACAGAAUGCAUCAUAAAUUCCGAUCCCCCAAC